GCAACAAACACAUACACUUGCUGCUGGCGUUUAACAUGUUGGCAUCUACUGGAAGGAGAGCGUUGAGAGCUUCGGUGGCGGCGGCGGUAAAGCCUAGGACAUGCCCCGCUCCUUGUGCCGCAGCUGCUCCGCUGUCGAGCAUGAGCGACCCUAAGCCGCGGAAUUACGGCGAGGUCGCCACGACCGUCGAGAACCGAUCGUCCGCGAAAGACGCCCUCCAAAAGUCGUGUUACUUCAAGAUCGACUUCGGCAUUUCGGAGGAGGCCACCGUCUACGAGGCGGUGCAGCGCUUCGCGGCGUACAACAUCGGGGCGUUGGCGGUGACCAACGACGACAAGAAGGUCAUCGGCAUCGUCUCCGAGCGCGACUACGUCUCGAAGGUUGCUCUUCUGGGGAAGGCGAGCAAGAGCACCCCGGUCAAGGAGAUCGCCACCAUGGGCGCUAACCUGGUGAUUGCCUCAAAGAGCGACACCAUGCAGGACUGCAUGGCCAAGAUGGUGGCGAGGGAUAUCCGCCAUCUUCCCGUGGUGGACGAGGAGAAGGGACAGGUGGUGGGGAUGCUGAGCGUGAAGGACUUGCUCAAGGAGGUUACGAGGGAGAAGGAGGAGAUCCUCACCAAGGUCACGGACUUCAAGCUAGGCCGCGGAGGCUUCUUCGAGCACACAUGAAGAGGAUGCACCAGCCAUAGCGAACCAAACGGCUGACGGAGGACAAGGUUGAUGUUGGAGCGCCCACCGCUUUUGGGGGGGCGCGCCCGCGGGGGGGAAAGGUUCUAGUUCUCGAGGCGUACAUACACACCUUUCAGCCGAAACGUAUGAUAUCGAGGUUCGGGCAGGGGAGGGCUGGAGAAACGGCGUUUUUUUUUUUUUAUGUGCCCCCCCACGGCGCUGGUUUCUUCUUCUCGAGGCACCACGGCCGAAUCAGUCAACGGUGUCGACGGCAUCUUGUAUUUCGAGCCCUCCAAUGAUGGCAUGUACCACGCGUUGUAUUGCGCUUGGAAGUCGUGGAGUCUUGCUGUUGCUGCCUUUGGUUCUCUCGCACUCGGGUGAGUUUUUUGUACUGCUUUUUUGGCCAGGUGUUGGGGGUAGGUGGUGUGUCCAUCGUCGGUGUGGAUGCAGUCGUUUCUGGUUCUUGCCCUCUUCGGGUGUCGAGGGCGAACGAAGCACGAUAUGAAUCCCUGGCAUACUUUGGGCGGGGUGGGCGUUGGCGUGGCCGCGACGACUACAAGGCGGCUUUGACAGAACAGCAACACACGGUUGGUUGCCGCCUGUUUGUGAUUGGCUUGCGAGGCGAAGCUCGACCGCGUCUGUCUUCGUUCAUGUCAACUUUCGCGGCCCACCCUGGUGUGUUGCGUAUCAUGUCCCGUCAAACUGAAAAAUAUCAUUGCGUAAAAGCCUG
This is a messenger RNA of Ectocarpus siliculosus, 1398 nucleotides long. The record is from the annotation of a GenBank genome assembly. NCBI's taxonomy places the organism in Eukaryota, Phaeophyceae, Ectocarpales, Ectocarpaceae.